GGAGAGAACAUGGCCUCUAGUUCAGAGGAAAACCUCUCAUGUCCUGUUUGCCAGGACAUUUUCAAAGACCCGGUCCUCCUGUCGUGUAGCCACAGCUUCUGCCGGGCCUGCAUCCAGUCGUGGUGGGCGGAGAAGGAAACACGACCGUGUCCGUGCUGCCAGAAGACGUUGUCAAAGACCGACCCUCCUCGCAACCUGGCACUGAAGAACCUCUGCGAGGCCUUUCUGCAGGACGAGGAGCGGCGGGCGGCAGCAGGGUCCAAGCACAUGUGCAGCCUGCACGCUGAGAAGCUCAAGAUCUUCUGUCUGGACCACCAGGAGCUGAUCUGCUUGGUCUGCCGGGACUCCAGGACUCACAGCAACCACAGCUUCAGACCGAUCAACGAGGUGGCCCAGGACCUCCGCCAGGAUCUGCAGAAAGGCCUGACACCCCUCCGGGAGAAGCUGAGACUCUUCCAGCAGAUGAGGUGGUACUGCAUCCACACGGCAGAAUACCUCCCGGUCCAGGCCCGGGACACCGAGGAAGAGAUCCGGCAGCAGUUUCAGAAGCUUCACCAGUUCCUGGAAGAGGAAGAGGAGGACAGGGUGGAGGCGCUGAGGGAAGAGGAGGAGCAGAAGAGUCGGGCGAUGAAGGAGAAGGUGGAGGCUCUGACCCGGGACAUGGACGCUCUUUCAGACACGAUCAAAGCGACGGAGAAGGAGAUGAGAGCCGAAGACGUCUUGCUGCUGCUAAACCACAAGGUGGCGACCGGGAGGGUCAGGCAGGGCCCGGUUCUGCAGGACCCGGUGCCGGUUACAGGGGCUUUGAUAGAUGUGGACAAACAUCUGGGCAACCUGACCUUCAACAUCUGGAAUAAGAUGAAGGACAGAGUGCGCUACAGUCACAUGAUCCUGGAUCCAAACACUGCCGACCCAGAGCUCUUCGUGUCGGACGACCUACUGACCAUCAAAUCCGGGGGGUUUCGACAGCUGCCGAGCAACCCGGAGAGGACCAGGUUCCCCCGCAGCGUCCGGGGCUCCGAGGUGGUGAAGUCAGGGAUUCACAAGUGGGUAGUGGAUGUUGAAGGCAACGCUGACUGGGAGGUGGGAAUGCUGGAAGCCGGCGGCCCGGGUGACGACCCAGCGAAGCCGCGGCGGUGGAGGAUUUCACUCAAGGACGGUAGAUUCACGGCAUUGGCUGGAUCGGGCUCAGAGCAAGACCUGAAGGGGGAGGCACCCCAGAAGAUCGAGGUUCAACUGAAGUUCAAUGAGGGGGAACUGUUGUUCCACGAUCUUGAAACAAAGGCAGUCUUGCAGACCUUCAAGCACACGUUCACGGGCGCGCUGUUUCCUUACAUGUACACUCGGGGCUCAGACCCACUGAAGAUCCUGCCAUACAAUCUUACCGUCAAGAUAACGAUUUAGGCGGAUCUGGACAUGGUGGUGGGAUCACACCCUGAACCCUGAGACAAGUCAACAUCCCCUGGUAGGUCUUAUCAUCGUCCGCCUCGUUUGCAUUUGACAUUCUUGUGGACUUGUGGACUCUGACUGGGACUCGUUCAGCUCCAGCGUGUCUCAGUGUUUCAUUUCCAGAUUAAAAUGUUGGCUGAUCUGUGAAUGUGAAUCCAGGAAUGCCGUCUCAGGACCACGAUGCUUCUGGAUGAUGAUCUAACAGUAACUCAGUGUUGUUGAUAAUGAUGAUUGAUCAUGUGACUGGUGACGAGAUCUUGGUUUCAGAUAAAUAUUGAUGACUGGUGUUUGAGAAACAAGCAAAGCCACUCUAUGUAGAAAUACCACGUCUGACGUCAUGGGGGCAGCAAUCAUGAGACGAAGUUGUGUUACAAGACAGGUCAGACCAGACGAGAGCUCAAAAAGCCUGUUUCCUUGUUUUCUCAUUUUCUUGUUUCCUCGUUUCUUUGUUUUCUUCGUUUGCGCCACGUUGGAAGUGAGAGAAAGAACAGGUCUGGGAGGAUGAUUGGGACACGCCCACCUUGCGCCAAUCCCAGACCUGUUUUAGCUUAGCUGACCUGGCUGGUUGCCAUGGAAACACCGUAACUGGGAGAGCUACCCUGGGACUAGGGUUGGGUUGCAGUCGGGUCCACCUCCAGGUAGCUGAUUGGCUGGAAGUGUCUUGGGAUGAUCGGCUGAUUGAUCCCUACUAACUAUCCAUCCAUACAUUUUCUUCCUCUUAUCCGUUCCCGGGUCGCGGGGGCAGCAGCCUCAGCAGAGAUGCCCAGACUCCCUUCACCCCAGACACUUCCUCCAACUCUUCCUCCAGCUCUUCCAGGGGAGUCUGAGGCGUUCCCAGGUCAGCCGAGAGACAUAGUCUCUCCAGCGUGUCCUGGGUCUUCCCCGGGGUCUCCUCCCGGUGGGACAUGCCUGGAACACCUCCCUAGGGAGGAGGGACAUGCCUGGAACACCUCCCUAGGGAGGAUCCAGGAGAAUCCGGUACAGAUGUCCAAGCCACCUCAGCUGACUCCUCUCAAUGUGAAGGAGCAGCGGCUCGACUCCGAGCUCCUCCCGGGUGACCGAACUCCUCACCCUAUCUCUAAGGGAGCGUCCAGCCACCCUGCGGAGGAAACUCAUCUCGGCCGCUUGUAUCCGCGAUCUUGUCCUUUCGGUCACUACCCAAAGUUCGUGACCAUAGGUGAGGGUAGGGGCGUAGAUUGACCGGUAAAUCGAGAGCUUCGCCUUUCGACUCAGCUCCUUCUUCACUACGACGGUCCGGUACAUCGACCGCAUAACUACGGACGCUGCACCGAUCCGUCUGUCAAGAAGACUCGUGAACAAGAUCCCGAGAUACUUGAACUCCUCCACCUGAGGCAGGACUUCUCCACCCACCCGGAGAAGGCACGCCACCCUUUCCCGGUGGAGAACCAUGACCUCGGUUUUGGAGGUGCUGAUUCUCAUCCCUGCCGCGUCGCACUCGGCCUCAAACUGCCCCAGCACAUGCUGAAGGUCCUGGUCCGAUGAAGCCAACAGGACAACAUCAUCUGCAAAAAGCAGAGAUGAAUUCCUGUGGUUCCCAAACCGGAUCCCCUCCGGCCCCUGGCUGCGCCUAGAAAUCCUGUUCAUGCAACUCACUAGUAGAUCUAGAUGUCCCCUACCUGGUCAGAUGUGGUACUGCUACAAGAAGUUGGUGGUUGAGGGAAAUAAAAUAAAAAUAUAGAUUUUUAAAACAUUUUUAAACAUAAAAGAUGUAUGCACUUUUAAAACUGCCAUAAUAAUAUAAUUUGCCUUUAAUAUAAUUAACUUAUUUUGUAAAGUGAAAUUCACUUUGA
Cololabis saira (Pacific saury) is the source of this 3260-nucleotide messenger RNA. RefSeq names its product E3 ubiquitin-protein ligase TRIM35-like. The transcript has a single exon. Gene Ontology annotation, biological process: protein ubiquitination. Lineage: Eukaryota; Metazoa; Chordata; Actinopteri; Beloniformes; Belonidae. The record is from RefSeq and is a predicted model, not a curated record. Gene Ontology annotation, molecular function: zinc ion binding; protein binding; ubiquitin-protein transferase activity. The coding region runs from base 10 to 1404 and encodes 464 amino acids.